Molecule: messenger RNA, 1395 nt
Organism: Lachancea meyersii CBS 8951
Lineage: Eukaryota; Fungi; Ascomycota; Saccharomycetes; Saccharomycetales; Saccharomycetaceae
Source: the annotation of a GenBank genome assembly
AUGGGGUGUGGUGCCAGCGCCAUGGCGCCAGAGGACGAAAAAGACUUGUUCUUGCAGAGCAAGAAGGCCAAUGAAGCUAUCGAAAGGUCUCUACAGAUGCAGAAACAGAAGGAAAACAAAGAAAUCAAGCUGUUACUCUUGGGAGCCGGAGAGUCCGGCAAGUCUACGGUAUUAAAACAACUGCGACUGUUGCAUCAAGGUGGGUUCAGUAACCAGGAACGCAUCCAAUACACGCAGGUAAUUUGGGCAGAUGCGAUUCAGUCCAUGAAGAUCUUGAUUAUUCAAGCACGGCGACUGGGAAUCCCUCUGGACUGUGAUAACCCACAGACCAAUCGACACCUGUUCGAGCAGAAACGUCUGUUGUUGAAGGCCAAGCCACUGGAAUUGAUCGAUGCAGGUUUGGCAGGAGGGUCCGGGUUCCUGAACGAUUACGUCUUGAAGUAUUCGGAGACUAGCGAGAAGAAGCGACGGGGCCAAAGCACAGGACGAGCACAAGCAUUUCGCUACAGUGCAGGACUGGAGCACCAGCAAGGACAGGGCCAGAGACAGGGCCAGGCUCAACAAAUGGACUUGGUCCUGGAUCUGGAUCUGCAAGAACUGUCACAAGGGUUGAACGAGGGCGAGGCCAACCCAGCGUUUGCUCGACAACAACAACAGCAGCACCAACAGCAACAGCCCGCGAGCACGGCAGCACAAGUGGCUGAGGCCAUUCAAACUCUUUGGCGACAAGACCGUGGAAUUCGCCAGUGUUUCGCACGGUCCAACGAGUUCCAACUGGAGAGCUCUGCAGAGUACUACUUCGAGCACAUUGACCAGUUUGCGACGCCCGGCUACGUAUGCUCAGAUGAGGACAUUUUGAAGGGCCGGAUCAAGACCACGGGCAUCACGGAAACCACGUUCAGCGUGGGAUCGUCGAGCCUCAAAGUGCUGGACGCUGGAGGGCAAAGGUCUGAGCGUCGUAAGUGGAUCCACUGUUUCCAGGGCAUCACCGCAGUUCUAUUCGUGCUGGCAGUGAGCGAAUACGAUCAAAUGCUGUUCGAAGACGAACGCGUGAAUCGCAUGCACGAGUCUAUCAUGCUGUUCGACACUCUGCUGAGCUCGAAGUGGUUCGCAGACACACCUUUCAUUUUGUUUUUGAACAAGACCGACCUCUUCCGCGCGAAGCUGACUCGGUCACCGAUCCGUCAGUUCUUCCCACACUAUCAGGGUCGUGUGAACGACGCAGAGGCCGGGUUGAGAUACUUCGAGAACGUAUUUUUGAGUUUGAACAAGACUCAACGUCCCAUUUACGUGCACCGGACGUGUGCGACAGAUCCACAGAGCAUGCGAUUCGUAUUGACCGCGGUCGCCGACUUGGUUGUUCAGCAGAACUUAAAGAAGAGCGGGCUGCUGUGA